AUGAUUGACGGCUAUGAAGGGCAACUCGGACGACGAUUAGGAGUACAGGAGAUUGUGACACAUCCUCUUUUCCUUAUCCAACUGGCUGGCGACAUAGAAGACCUGGCCGUGAAAUUUAAGAAACCAGAAACGCGUAGAAGUCUUCUAACAGGCACUGGACACUGCUCGGCACUUGUGAAGGUACUUCCCGAUCACUCCGACAUCUAUUUCUCACAUGUGACGUGGGCCUCCUAUUCAUCGAUGCUUCGAAUGCAGAAACGAUACACUUUCGCUACUUCGGACCCAGGAAAAAGCUAUGCGUUCAGCGGCUAUCCAGGGUCUAUUCCCUCUGUUGAUGACUUUAUCGUAACUUCGGCCAAAUUAGCAAUCUUGGAAACUACCAUUAGCAACUAUAAUGAGGAGCUGGAACAGUACAUGACUCCGCAGAGUGUGUUAUGUUGGAUCAGGUCACAGGUGGCCCAUCGCACUGCGUCAUCAGGAGUUCAGUGGGCGAAGACGUUUGCCAAGUAUAACUCUGGUACCUAUAACAACCAGUGGAGCAUUCUUGACUACAAGAAAUUCCGUCAAAAUCAACAAAACAAACUGCUCCAUGGACUUCUACAUGUGCUGGAGCAGCUACCACAACACGUUGUUCAUACUGACAUGUCGCACACGCUACUCCGUGAGAAAUAUUGGCCAAGCUACAAUUCCCCGUAAGU
Molecule: messenger RNA, 698 nt
Organism: Strongylus vulgaris
Lineage: Eukaryota; Metazoa; Nematoda; Chromadorea; Rhabditida; Strongylidae
Source: the annotation of a GenBank genome assembly